Messenger RNA from Penicillium vulpinum, 5523 nucleotides. Its product is annotated as putative nuclear migration protein (ApsA). Bases 1 to 5523 code for a protein of 1840 amino acids. Gene Ontology annotation, cellular component: cell cortex; mitochondrion. NCBI's taxonomy places the organism in Eukaryota, Fungi, Ascomycota, Eurotiomycetes, Eurotiales, Aspergillaceae. The transcript is spliced from 2 exons. The record is from RefSeq and is a predicted model, not a curated record. Gene Ontology annotation, molecular function: tubulin binding; phospholipid binding. Gene Ontology annotation, biological process: establishment of mitochondrion localization; maintenance of protein location in cell cortex; microtubule cytoskeleton organization.
AUGACCCCAUCCAACGCUGGGGCCACCGGAUCAUUUGCAUCCAUGGAAGACCCCUUUGUUGCGAAUUCUGGAAGGCCAGCCAUGUCUCGCGACUCUCACCGACACUCAUCCUUUGAUACACAGCUAUACAGCCUAAAUGCGUCUUCACCAGCACAGGCCAAACGGGCGCUCGAGGCCCACUUGGCGGAGACGGAGCGUCGACUGGAGGAAGCUUCAAGGCUUGGAACCGCCCUUAUCGAUCAGCAGAGGCAGAUAUCAGAUCAGUUGAAGGAGGUCGAACAGCAGCAAAAUGAGGGAGAGAUGAGCCCGGAACUGCGACGUAAGCUUUCUGAUUUGGAGAAGGAGUAUAACGAGAUUGGCCGUGAAUCGGCACGUGCAUUUUUGGCACCCAAACGUCUUGCUGGAGGCCCGGACGAUGCUCAGCUGGGGAGUCCAUCUUUUGAUCAAAAGUCACCCCUAAGUCCCGCUUUGUUCGCCAGUCAAUCCACAAAUUCCCCCAGCAAAGUCAGCGUUCCAUCUCGCAAGCAGCGCAACCAACCAUCAAACCGUGUCCACGAUAUCGAAUUUGCGACUGAGAUCUCUACCUCACUUUUGGCCCAGGUCCGCCAACUGCAAGCUCUUCUUGCAGAACGGGAUGAGACACUCAAGUUUGUCAAUCUGGAAAAAUCGCGACUUGAAUUGGAGGCAGAGGGGUAUGAACAAAGAAUCCGGGCGCUCGAUGACAGCGAGCAACGCUACAAGGACGAGAACUGGGCGCUAGAGACUCAGGCACAUGAGUUGAUGGCAGCUGCGAGGGAUGCCGCGGAACGUGAACAACGGCUCAACGGCACCAUAACACAGUCAAACUCGGAAAAGAACGCUGUGGAACGAGAGCUGGAGGAGCUAAGACAAGCCAAUGCGAGGUUACUUGAGGACCAGAGCCUCACGCAGAAGGCAAAUGACGCUGAAAUCCACCUAUUGCGGCGGAAUCUAGUUUCCGGCGAUGCAGAGAAGUCCGCACUUCAAAAGAAGCUGCUGGAAAUGACUUCUCAAAAUCAGGAACUCGCCAAGGCAGUUGCCAUGAGGCUCCGGGACCAUGAAAACCAAGCCUUGAGGGAUAUUUCCUAUGACAACGAGGACAACGAGCCUGAGCAUAUCACACCUGAAAGUUCCCCGCCACCAUCCCCCAACAAGUUCACUCCUCGACACGGCCACCUUGAAUCGGAAACCUUGAAGAGCUCGCUCGGUCAUGCUCAUCGCAUGAUCCAGAACCUUAAGAGCACAAUUCACCGUGAGAAGACCGAGAAGAUGGAGCUCAAGCGCAUGCUGCAAGAUGCUCGGGAUGAGGUUGAACAACGUCGCCGUGAGAGCACUGUGCCAAACGGAACUAGCAAACGCCAGAAGACAAAGACGGAUUCGUCCCGAAAGCCUCCCCGCCCAGAGCUUCUUGGCGCAGGCCGCAAAGAGACAUCCUUUGUUGAGCUUCAUGACACCGAUUGGGAAGACAAUGCCGGCCAAGUCAGUCCUACUCAGACCCAGACUAAGGCGAUAUCCACCAGAGGCCGCCCUCGCUCGGUAUCUCCCGAUACACCUAGCGACGUCUACCAGACAGCUACCGAGGCCGAGGAUGGAUUUGAAACAGCGAAUGAGCGGGCAACCGCAACCGAGAGCGAAGAAUUCCAGACCGGCUUGGAAAGCAUGGCGGAUGAUAGCAGCGAUUCAGCAGAUCUUACCGAGACGGAAAACAACGUACAGACAACUCCUCGUAGGGGUGUGCCUUCUUCUCUGAUCAUAGCCAAACCUCGCGAUCGCACCUCGUAUCACAGCACUGCCUCGGCAUCUUCCGAUGAGGAAGAAUAUGAUAGAGCCUUCGGUUCACCAAGCCAAAUGCAUAUCUCUCGGUCCCGUGUUAGAUCCAAACGCAGCAUCUCUAGACGCAUCCGCCCAUCUGGAGAGGCCACAUUCGCAUCUACUAGUCGACCCUCGAGUUCACGCGAAUCCGUAGCACCCAGCUUUGCUCCAGCUGCAGCAGCUCAAGAAGGCCAGAGCCUCUUUGCUGAACUUGCAGAGCUUGACAGUGCCGAGGACGAUGAAGUAACCUCCCAGGCUUCGACACCGCGCAUGGAACCUGCAUCGGGUUCACGAAGACCCUCGGAUGCAAUGCUGGAUGCACCACCUAAGCCCGCAAUGGUGGAUUCUGGUGUUAUGACCGAACCUUGGGAGCCUACGCCUUCUAUCAGCGCUGGCAUUGUUGCUGGAGCUGCCGGUCUCGCUGCAGGAGCUGUUCUGCCGCAUGCCCUUGCUGCGCCCCAGGAAACUCAAACAGCAGACCGGGGGAUCAUUGAGGAAACAAAGGAAACUUCUCAGGACAAUGUCCAUGCCCAAUUUGAUCUACCAGAGAUGGGCAUGGCGGAUGUUUCCUCGCAAGAGACUACGCCUUCCGCACCUAAGCGACCUGAUCUGAGUGUUUCAUACAUCAACGGGGGUACCACUACACCCGUGAAGCAUGAGCUGCCCGCACCGGAAGUGCCGGAGAUGACGAUAUCUUCGAUUUCAUCACAAACCACUCAUCCCACUCAACCAACGGUUGCCGUACCUGAGCCAAUCAUCAAGCAUGUUGAUGUUAUCAAAUACGUGGAACGGGAGCCGGAGGUGCCCGAGCUGACCUUCUCCCCCAUCACCACUCAAUCAACUUCCCCUGUCCACGCAACACUUGCUGUGCCAGAGCCUGUCAUCAAGUACGUUGAUGUGAUCAAGCACGUUGAGCGUGAACGUGAAGUGCAAGAGUUGGGCGUCUCGUCUGUCGCCGCUCAGUCGACAACACCUGUCCAGGCAAUCCAGGCAACUGUUCCUGAACCAGAACCUGUCAUCAAAUACGUCGACGUAAUUAAACACGUCGAACGCGAGCGCGAGUUCCCCGAGUUGACAUUCUCUUCCUUCGAUAAUCAUUCCACUGUUCCUGUCCAGGCAACGCUUGCUGUGCCGGAACCUGUCGUCAAGUACGUUGAUGUGAUCAAGCACGUCGAGCGUGAGCGCGAGCUGCCUAAGUUGAGCUUCUCUUCUAUCACUACUCAAACAACCUCUCCUGUCCACGCAACACUUGCCGUGCCGGAGCCUAUCAUUAAGUACGUUGAUGUGAUUAAGCACGUCGAGCGCGAGGUUGAUGUGCCCGAAUUGAGCUUCUCUUCUAUCACCACUCAAACCACCGAGCCAGUCAAAGCAACCGUUCCUGAACCACUGCCGCCUGUUAUCCAGUACGUUGAUGUCAUCAAGCACAUUGAACGUGAGCGUGAAGUGCCAGAGUCAAGCUUCUCCACUAUCACCACUCAAUUCACCGCCCCUGUACAGGCAGUUAUCGCCAAACCAGAGCCUGUUAUUCAAUACGUUGACGUGAUCAAGCACGUUGAGCGCGAGCGCGAGCUUCCCGACUUGACGUUCUCUUCUAUCAGCAACCAGUCCACCACCCCUGUGCAGGCAGUUAUCGCCAAACCAGAGCCUGUCAUUCAAUACGUUGAUGUUAUCAAGCACGUCGAGCGUGAGCGUGAGGUGCCCGAAUUGACUUACUCUUCGAUCACCACUCAAUCCACUACGCCAGUUCAAGCAACUGUUCCUGAGCCGGCACCACCUGUUAUUCAAUACGUUGAUGUUAUCAAGCACGUUGAACGUGAGCGUGAGGUGCCGGCUUUGACAAUUUCUUGCCUCGAUCCCGCAUACACUGAGCCUAUUAUUCCAAGGCCUCGCCUUGCUCCUACGCCGGCAUUGUCAUUCUCCUCUGUGCGCUCUGUGGAAACUCAUCCAGUUAAGUCUAUGCCAUUUGUCAUCCCUGCGGUGGCAGACUUCUCUACCCAAACCGAGCCGACAGAGUCAAAGGCUGCAGGGGCCGCUGUGAUUGUUCACGAAGACCACCCUACUGGCGCUACUCGCAGCCGCACCAGCACAAUUAACAGUGAUCAGCUCGUUGGUGCUGGAUUGGCCUUGAAUGAUAUCUCUGGCAACGCCCUUGCUCCCUCUGCUAGACAGCAACCCAGUUCAGUGAGCAUGGACCAAGGAUCUCAGACUAUCCUGUCCUCUCAACAGAUAGAUCAAAUCCUUAUGGACCGUGUGUCCGCACGCCCACUAUCUGCCGACAGCCAGGUGACGGACAACUCACGAGAUAUUGCCGCAGCCCCUUACGUGACACCCAAGGCUCCGACGCGGCCUCGCCUAUCACAAAUUCAAUCUGCGAAGUCAACAACACCGAACUCCCGUCGGCCUCCUAGUGCCGCUAGUCAUACAUCUGGUGCUAGUCAUCCCCCACUGCCUCUCAAUCACCAGGAAGCUAUCAUGGCAGCCGAGAAGAAGUCCAUCGACAUCGCUCCGCCAUCUCCUAGCUCUGUCAUGGGCCCUCCUCUGGCGCCUGCCUCGGCCUAUCGCAUCAAUUCCCAGCGCCCACUUACGCCAAACGAACAAGCUGCGCGGGCCAGCUCUACAAGAACUGGUUCAUCUCAGGCCAGAGUGAGGAGAGGGAGUCAAAGCCAGAUGUCUCGACGAUCCUCGGUCUCGUCUUUCGCGUCUGAGCUCGAGGAGCGUUUCAAUAUGGCCCCUCACACUAGCGCCAUGCCCCAGGGCUAUGGACCUAAUACGGAUCCGCGCAUGAUCCAGGCCAUUACCCAAACCAUGAUUGGUGAAUUCCUCUGGAAAUACACCCGCAAGACUGGCUCAUCGGAUAUGUCCACAACACGGCACCGACGAUACUUCUGGGUUCACCCGUACACCCGUACUCUGUACUGGAGUACACAAGACCCCCAAACCGCCGGAAAAAGUGAACUCCGUACCAAGAGUGUGCCUAUCGAGGCUGUUCGAGUGGUUGCCGACGACAACCCGUAUCCUCCAGGUCUUCACUGCAGGAGCUUGGAGGUUGUCAGUCCUGGCCGACGAGUUCGGUUUACGGCUACGACGAGCCAGAGGCACGAGACAUGGUUCAACGCAUUGUCUUAUCUCCUUUUAAGAGAGACCAACGAAAGCUGCGAGGAUGGUAACAGCGUAAUCCUCGAUGAUAUCAACGAGUUCAACCCCCCUAGCGUCCGAUCUGGUUCUCGUAAUACAGCACGAAUGUCGUUCUCAUCUUACAAUAGCCGCACCGCUCGUACCGCCCACAAGCAACAGCGGCGAGCGGCUUCGGCGAUGUCCAUGCGAUCUUCCGGGACCCUCGGUGGGCGUGCAUCGCCGGCUCUCAGCUCACCUGUAGCAAAACCAAGCUCGUCGUUGCAAGUUCCCGAUGAGCGCCAACGUUCUUCAUCAAGACUCAGCACCAUCUCCAGUUCGAUUCGGGGGUCCAUUGCAAGCUUGAAGGGACGGAAUGGUCAAUCUCCUAGCAUCAACACUGAAAGUCUUCAUGACCAAGAGAGUGUCGAUGAUCUGAGACAAAUGGCCGAAACCCAUGAUCAAGACCGGCUUGAAAAUGUCCGCGCCUGUUGCGACGGAAAACACGAUGUUGGAUCUCUUUCCCGCACCAGUCGGUACAGUCCGAGGGUCAACCGCAUCCACUCACCCCACCAUCACUGA